Camelus dromedarius (Arabian camel) is the source of this 1051-nucleotide messenger RNA. It is a transcript of the gene DCTPP1, whose product is annotated as dCTP pyrophosphatase 1. Gene Ontology annotation, molecular function: dCTP diphosphatase activity. The transcript is spliced from 3 exons. Gene Ontology annotation, biological process: dCTP catabolic process; DNA protection. Gene Ontology annotation, cellular component: cytosol. Bases 62 to 571 code for a protein of 169 amino acids. The record is from RefSeq and is a predicted model, not a curated record. Lineage: Eukaryota; Metazoa; Chordata; Mammalia; Artiodactyla; Camelidae.
GGGGCUCUGAGCUUGGACCCAGGUUCUCCCAGACAGUCCCGACUGCUGUGUGGUGGGCAGCAUGUCAGCUUGUGGGGAGAGGCGUGGGGACACGGAGGGAGAGGGCACUGCUUCCGCCGGCCCCUUCAGCUUCAGUUCUGAGCCCACGCUGGAGGACAUCCGCCGCCUCCAUGCUGAGUUUGCUGCUGAACGAGACUGGGACCAGUUCCAUCAGCCUCGGAACCUCCUCCUGGCCUUGGUGGGGGAAGUAGGGGAGCUGGCGGAGCUUUUUCAGUGGAAGCCCGAUGAGGAGCCUGGCCCCCAAGCCUGGUCCCCCAGGGAACGAGCAGCCCUUCAAGAGGAGCUUAGUGAUGUCCUCAUCUACCUGGUAGCAUUAGCAGCCCGCUGCCAUGUAGACCUGCCCCAAGCAGUGCUCUCCAAGAUGGACACCAACCGGCGACGCUACCCAGCACAUCUGUCCCGCGGCUCCGCCCGCAAGUAUACAGACUUGCCCCACGAGGCCACCUCUGAAGACCAGGCUGUGAGGCCUGCAGACCUUGCCUGUGAGUCCGCAGGUCAGGCCCCAACCUAGAGACGUAGGCACAGAACCUCUGACUCAGCACGGCAUCUGAGGAGCAGAGGGUGCCCUGGCCAUGGAACUUCAUUCUAGACCUUUCCUAGCAGACCAUGGGCUUGGGGGCUACACUUCUUGAGGUCUGAGGCCCAAGAACUUCCAGAAGAUAACCUCCUGAUUAUUUUCUUUCUCAGUACAAGUUUUGGUUAGCAACUUCUGGAUUCUUCCUGGAGCAGCCGGGGAGUCUCUGUCUCAGCACAGGCUGUGGAGGGACAGCAGGGAGGCCUCUGAGGGAGGCCAGCUCCCACGAUUCUCUGUUGUAACUCCCUCCUGCAGAGCAGAGAGACCUGAUUUCCAGUAAGGUCCCUGUCUGAUCUCAUGCAAGUCUCUUCCCUUUCUCUAAACAAGAUUGGAGACCAUAUGUAGUGCUGGUUAAGAGCCCAGAUUCUGGAGCCAUCUUUGAUAGUGGUUCAUGUUCAUUAUAUUACUUCAUCUUUC